AUGAAGCAUGGCAGCGAGUCGAAGAUAGGGGAGGAGCUCGACCGGUUCCUCUUGCCUACCGGGCCGUCCGCGCAGGUCACAGAGGCCAUCCAGUCCUUCCACGAUGGCAGAAGCUCGUGGAAGGAGUGCUGCGAUCAGCUGCGCACGGUGGAACGUUACGGUGUGCAUGGAGUUGACGGCGGUAGGCGUAUGUUCUGCGCGGUGACGUUGAAACAUCACGCCUACCAUGGUCUGCGCCGUCUGUGCCCGGCGGACAAAUCGCCGACCCGCGAUAUGCGCGACAGUGCUCUGGAUGACCUCGUUAAGCUGUGCUGGAUCUACGAGCGCCACGACAAGCUGAUUCUGCGGCAGCUGUUGUACGCCGUGUCUGGGCUGGUGAUAACGUUUUUCGACAUCGGUGCGAACGAGCGCGACUUCCUGUUGAACACGGCGUUGCUGAGGUUUGAUUCGAGGCCUCUGAUCCAGUUCGAGCUGUUGUCGGCGUUUGCAGAGGAGCUCUUCAACGAGAACAUCGGCGUGUCUUCGUUCACGCGUGCCGAUGUGGUGCGCAGCAGCGUGAUGAUCGCGCCCCGUAUAUUCGGGCGCCUGUUCGCCUUCAUGGGGGAUAAGGCCAACAUCGAGCAUGUGCCAUCUUUGCGCGCCCUGGCGCAUUGGAUGGGGCUACACGUCCGCUUGGUGCGGACGUUCGGAGGGACCCACGAGUACGUGCCAAAUGAGGCACACGGUGGGAUACACACGUUCGACAUGGACGCCAUGGGUGCUAAAAUACCACGAGACGAUGCGGUUUUGAUCCGCAACGGCCUGAACGCCUUCGGUGCUAUGGGUGGCGUUUUCUCGCUAUUCGAGAGGUUGCGUCACUCCAUCUUGGUGAAGCACGUGGAGAUGUCUUCGCUGGUCUGCGAGGCGCUGAUUCACUUCUACUCGUUGACGCAGUUCGACUUCAUGAACAUUUUGACCGCCACCAGUCAGAGGUACAACGACGUGUCCUCCCACACGAGCCGGAGCUGGACGACAAGUUCUAAACCGUACAUCGCCCAGCUUCCGUGCAUUGUGACCGACAGUUGCAACUGGGCAAUGGACUUCGUUUCGCAGCUGCAGGAGAUCCUGUGCCCGCUGAUGUCGCAAUGCCGCGACAACCCCGCCGACCCGCGUUUCCCCGUUGUGACGCAGAUACUGCGUAACGUCAUGGAGUUCCUGGUGGUGAUCGCCGCUGAGCACAUACCGUUCAUUUUGAUGUUCUCGGAGGGCGAGAUGCACAAGGCCUGCGCCGUGUGCUUCUUCGUGAAUGAGGCGGUGCGCUACCCCGACAUGCACUGCCGCGAGCUGUGCCUCGACUUUUACGUCAGCAUGAUAAGCAUCCUGUUUGCGACCAAGGACGCGAUGGCGGAGCCGCACCUGUCGACGUGCGUGCUGCGCAUCGUGCAGGCGAUGCGCCACAACUACACCGACUUCGUGCGGCAGCUGCUCAAGAGCGCCACCCUGGACUUCGAUAACCACGAGGAAGAGGCGUUCGACAACUACCGCCGCCUGAUCGCGGCGUUCAUCGACGAAGCCAUACACAUCAUCGGCGUGAACGUGCUGGUCAUGGUCAUCCAAUGCAAGGUGAAAGCGCUUGAGGAGGGCUUCGAUUGGGUCGAGGCUGAGAUGUGCUCCUUCCUGAUUCGCGCAGUGGCACACCGUCUGACUCCGGGCCUGGCCGAGGCCAUCAUCCUGAAGUACCUGUCUAUCGUGUGCGACGAGAAGCGGUUUAGAGAGCUGUAUGCGGAGAAGGGUGAUGAUAUCGCCUCGUACGUUCACCGCAGCAUCGCCUUAUGCAUCGUGCUGACCUCCGGUCUGAUCGUGCAGGACGCGGAGGUGCUGAAGGCGGCGCAGCAGCUGUGUAUGAAUAAUUUCGGCAGCGGCAAUGGCGUUUACCCUAGCUUCAGCGCCCGUGCCAUGCAUGCGCUCGCGUUGAGUGCCGACUACUCCACGUGCGACGUUUUUGAUCUGAUGCGCAACAUAUCGCAAAAAAUCGCGCAGGCAGACUCUCCCCUCCCAUCUCGCCUGGAGCUGUUGGGAGGCAUCGCCAACCUGUUGUCGACGUUCAACGACAGUGCGAAGGUGCGGCUUCGUCGUGACUUCGUCGCAGCCAUGUCGAUGCGGCUCAACGGGCUGAUCGACGCGGGUCAAACUGAAAACAUGGCGGACGAGAUUGCCCUUUACGUUUCCACUCUGUUCCUGGUGGACUUCAAGCCGUGGUUCACUACCGACGUGGGCGGCAACUUGUCCAAGGAGUGCAUGGACCUGAUGCGUCGCAACCACGAGUCCACAACCCUGCGCCGCAUCAAGCGCAUUAACGCCUUUUGGCCGCAGGUGGACCUGUGCCUGGAGUCGCUGCGUGUGGACCAGCGCUACCCCACGGACGACGUCGAGAACGUUACGCGCCUGUUGAUCUGGAUUCUGAAGGAGGCCCAUUUUGGCAGCCACAGCCACAUACUGGCGCUUUACGCGGCGUUGCACUCCACGCGCCUGUGCAAGCAGGAAAAGCUGUUGAACAAGUGCAUGGACGUGGCCGACCAGUACGUGUCACGGAUUUUGAAUGUGAUGAUCGACUGCGAUGACUUCGCCGACAGCAGUGCUCCCGCCGUGUCAGGUGUGGUGACUUCGGACAAUGAGGUGAUAAAGGCGGAGUACAGUGCUUCCAGCGAAUCGGUUGUUAAGCUGUUCCACCCCAACUCCGUGGAGGUCAACGGCGUCCACAGCCACGCUACAUCAACCGAUGGCACCCCAUCGCAAUCCUUACGCAUCGACGAGUUCACACGCAACGCAUACGGCCACGGUUCGUACACUGACGGGUUCCGCAGUGUCGGUCACAGAGCUGAGGACCGCGACGUUAGGAACGGAUUUAACGGGCCAUACACAGAAGGUUCCCGUGCCACUGGUAACCACACAAGUGGUAGCAGGCACGUCGACCUCCCAACUGGCGCCGCAUCGGACGGCAGUGCGGCGUCUCAUUUCCGCCAGUCUGCAACCGAGAUCCUGCGUAUCCUCAACACUGAACGGUUUCGCGCUGAGGGGGAUCUCAACAGCCUGGAUCUGUUCACGAACGCAAUUAGGUCAGGCGUGAGUAACCACGUGUCUGCUCUAAGGCUGCUAACGUGGCCUAAGUUUGGGCGGUACGUGGCGGUGGUGGCGCUGCUACUGCCGACGGAGAACCCUGCGCUCAACAGGUCGAUCGUGGAGCUGUUCGUGGCGCUGGUGCACUGGAUUCGUCGCACCAGGACGGAGCUGCCUGAUAAGGAGCGUCAGAAGCGUCGACUCAUUCGCAACGCUGCAAGGGCGAUACUGCUGGGCAAGCAUUUCGCGCAGAGCAACAUGACGAUGGCCGACGUGGUCGCAUCGUCGAUUUUCCAGUCGAUGAUGUCGCGGCCUUGCCAGGUGGAAGGCUGCAUUCCGCCGGCAACCCGCGUGAUUCACACCCUCAUCGGCUCCAAGUCGUUCUACCCUAUGGUAGCCGCUUCCGUCAAGAGUUGCAUGAAGGUUGGUUUUGCUACGGUUUAA
This is a messenger RNA of Babesia bigemina, 3540 nucleotides long. RefSeq lists its product as hypothetical. The transcript has a single exon. Lineage: Eukaryota; Apicomplexa; Aconoidasida; Piroplasmida; Babesiidae. The coding region runs from base 1 to 3540 and encodes 1179 amino acids. The record is from RefSeq and is a predicted model, not a curated record.